AUAAUUUAUUAUAUAUAAUAUAAGUAUAAAUGCAAUAAUAUGUGAGACUCGCUUCAGAAACAAUCAGAGGACACAAAAACGAUGAAAAAAAAGUUCAUAUUACGAAACACCUUGUAUAUAUUAAAGAGUGAAUUAAAAUGAAUGAUUUUUAUAGAUAACUUCUCUCUGUAAUGAAUUCAUUGAAAAGUUACAAUGUAAUAUAUGUAAUUAUCUGUUUCACUAUUGUAACCUGUGUAUUUAACUUACAACUUUGAUAGAAUUUUUAGUUGCGAAUGCAUCGCACGAACGAACGAAACAUGAUAUGCGAAUGUUCUUCGCGUUAUUGUUGACGCAUUAUUUUCAUUUGGUAAUAUUACUAAGUAUAGGUAAUGAAUUUAUGUUCAACAGAUUGGAUGAUAUUAAAUUUAGGAAGAAAUGUAUUCUUAAAGCGUAUAAGGACAUUAACUUCUGUUACAAAGAUGAUUAUACGAUACAAAAAUGUGCUCAUUCAUUAACUAAUCAAACUAUAUUUUUUCAUAAACAAAAAAUGAUUCCUCUCAAAUUACAAUCAAGAUAUUUUUACACACCGCAAAAAUGCAUUCGUUCUCCUGAUAAAUAUCAUCACCGAAAGCUACUUAUUUAUGAAGAAAAAGAUAUUUCUAAAUAUCUUUCUACAUCUAAAAAAGAUUGGAAAACAAACGAAAAAACGACAUCCCAAUAUUUUCAUUUACGACAAAGAAAAGAGAGCGAUUCUGAAGACGAUGAAGAUACAACUAACGAAGAAUAUUCAGAUGAUUGGGAUGAUUGGGGUGCUUGGAGUCCAUGCAGUGUAACUUGUGGAUGCGGACAACAAGUUCGUUGGCGUCACUGCAUUACAGAUGAUUGCGUUAAGGGUUUAAAAAGAGCGCAAAUAAAAACUUGUCACCUUAAACCAUGCGAUAAAGGUUUCUUAAGUUGGUUGGGCAUUAAGCUUAAAUGAAACUUUUAAAUCAAAAGAAUCACAACGUCUAUCAUUAAGUGUUUAUUACUUAACAAAUUACGAUUUUUUUUAUGUUUAUCUCAUUCAUUGAACAUAUUAGAAUUUGUAUUAUUUUAUAGUUUUAUGUUCAUAAUUAUUAAAUAAUAUAAAAAUUCUAAAUGUAUACGCGUAUAGAGUUUUACUUACACAACUACUAAUAUUUAUUAAUAAAUAUGAAAAAUGUCAGGAACAGACGAUAUUCAACUUUUUUUUCGGUUAUCACAGGAAACCAAAAUAGUUGUUUAUAAUAAUACAUUAUACACGUUACGUAAUACUUUUUAUGCACACAAAAUUUCUAUAGUAUAAUAAUUGUAUACUUAUUACAAUCUAAUUAAGGAAAUCUAUAACAUCUAAUUAAUUUUUUAUGUUUUUUUAGUUUUCAGAUUGAUUUUCCAAACGGUUGACAUUAAAAAAUUUCGACACAGUCGUAGCUCAACAUUGAAUUUAUAAGACUAUUUUGGAUUUCGCAUGAAAAUGAGAAAAGAUUCUAAUCUAUUUGUAGGAAAAGUUAAUUAGCAUUCAACCAACUUUAUAUGUAAGUAUGUUAUUUAAGUAACUAAUUACCAACUCACAAAUUACUGGUAUUUAUAUUAAAUUCUCUACAACCACAUAUUAUGUGCUUUUAAACUUUGUUAUUGAAAUAGUAGAUGAAAAAUCGAAUAUCAAUUAGGUAUUACUUUGUUUUAAGUAUUGGAACAAACUUUGUCGAGA
Polistes canadensis is the source of this 1708-nucleotide messenger RNA. RefSeq lists its product as uncharacterized. The transcript is spliced from 3 exons. The record is from RefSeq and is a predicted model, not a curated record. NCBI's taxonomy places the organism in Eukaryota, Metazoa, Arthropoda, Insecta, Hymenoptera, Vespidae. Bases 302 to 958 code for a protein of 218 amino acids.